ACCGCCCGCGCCGCCGGAAGCACGCUCCGCCACUUACCGCAGCGCGCAGAUGAGUAUGGACGCCACAGCUGUAUGCCUCAUAGCUUGUCUUCUCUUUGCACGAGUGUCUAGUCAUGGGAACCAUUUCUUCGGAUACACAAAAGAAGAGCAGGAGCUGUGGAGCGAACACAGCGACGCGUGUGCGGGGAAGUACCAGUCGCCGAUCCGCAUCAUCAGCCACCGGGCGCAGCGGCUGCCCAUCCCGGCGCUGGAGAUGGUCGGCUUCCACAACCUGCUGCCCGGGCCCGUCGUCGCCACCAACACCGGACACUCGGUGUCUCUGCGGCCGGCGGUGACGGGGGAGUCGUGGCCGAAGGUGUUCGGGGCUCUUCUGCUCCACGAGUACCAGCUGGAGAGCUUCCACUUCCACUGGGGCCACCGCUUCUCCAGGGGCAGCGAGCACGUCCUCAACAGCAUCAGGUUUCCGAUGGAGAUGCACAUCGUCCACCGCAAUAUGAAGUACUCAUCGCUGAAUGAAGCCAUGCAGAAGCCGGAUGGGCUCGCCGUCCUCGCUUUCUUCUUCCAGGCCCAGGAGAAGAACAACCACGCGCUGCGGCCCAUCCUGGAGGUGCUGGAGCGCGUCAAGUUCCCCGGCGACAGCUCCCCGCUGCACAUCAGCUUCUCACUGUCGUCGCUGUUGACCGCCGACAUGGACGCCUUCUACACGUACCGCGGCUCGCUCACCACGCCGCCCUGCUCCGAGUCCGUCACGUGGGUCAUCUUCCCGGAUGCAUUGCCCAUCUCCUUCAGCCAGAUCAAGAAGUUCCGACGUAUCUAUUCUUCAGGCGAAGAUCGUAUGGUAAACAAUUUCCGUGUUUUGCAACCUCUCAACAGUCGAAAUGUCUUUGUUCGCAAACUGUGGAAGAUUGAGAGCUACAACCUUACUAGCCAUGAUUCGGUGUCAUGGCUCAGUUAAGCUUGUGCCGAAAAAGUUCCACGUUCCGCAAACUGUGGAAGAUUGAGAGCUACAACCUUACUAGCCACGAUUCGGUGUCAUGGCUCAGUUAAGCUUGUGCCGAAAAAGUUCCACGUUCCUACAGCACUCAACUAUCGACAGACUAGCAAGAAAGCGCACUGCCAUAACAGUGAACAUGCCUACAUUUAUUGUCACACUGAGGCAGCUCACAACCUGUUCUAUUUAUUUUCUUGAAUAAGAAUGUAAUGCAUACAGCACUGUGUGGAAGCAAUGUCUAUUUGUAAUACAAUGCUGUAUGUGUUUCUUUUAAACAACAGGUCAAGUGGAUCAGAAACAGCUGCUUGCAAACUUCUGCCUAUUUCACAAGGUUGUGCUCUUUAAUGUACAUAUGAAAAGUUCUGUAUAGUUUUGUAAAUAUCUUAAGAAUUUUGUUAUCUAUGUUGUGUAUUAUACACACUUAGCUGACAUUUAUUCAUAUUGAAAGAGACAUUUCAAUAUUUCACUUUCAUUCUUAGUAAAGGAUUCUUUCCAAAACACAUUCCAAUGUAUGUACCAGUUGACAAUACAAGAUGUAGAUUUGUUUUCUAUCUUUCUUUAAUGUUCAUCUUAAAGGAAUUGACAUCAUUACCUUCACUUAUUUCAAGUUGUACUGUACUUAAAAUCUCCACUCCACUCACGACUGCUACAAAAUGCUGCAUUUUGUUUUACAGUUAUGAAUAUUUACGCCAUUGAGUGCCUGAUCAGUGUGUAUGGUGCAUGCGAAACACUGCUGGCAGUGUUCUGGGAUUUUAUGAAAGUUUUGUCAUCUGCAAAUAUGUGUUGUAUUAAAAUUGCAUAUCACACAAGCCUGUAGAAUUAGAAACAUCCGUUAUUUAUUAUGUGUAUAUAAUUUUCUGUACAUACGAGUAUUUUAAUAAAACUUUUGG
This is a messenger RNA of Schistocerca cancellata (South American locust), 1881 nucleotides long. It is a transcript of the gene CAH9, whose product is annotated as carbonic anhydrase. Gene Ontology annotation, cellular component: cytoplasm. Lineage: Eukaryota; Metazoa; Arthropoda; Insecta; Orthoptera; Acrididae. Gene Ontology annotation, molecular function: zinc ion binding; carbonate dehydratase activity. The transcript is spliced from 8 exons. The coding region runs from base 50 to 955 and encodes 301 amino acids. The record is from RefSeq and is a predicted model, not a curated record.